Molecule: messenger RNA, 336 nt
Organism: Saitoella complicata NRRL Y-17804
Lineage: Eukaryota; Fungi; Ascomycota; Saitoellomycetes; Saitoellales; Saitoellaceae
Exons: 2
Coding region: 1-336 (111 amino acids)
Biological process (GO): translation
Cellular component (GO): mitochondrial large ribosomal subunit
Molecular function (GO): structural constituent of ribosome
Source: RefSeq, a predicted model, not a curated record
AUGUUUAAGCCGACACAGGUCUGUGAGGGCACUCGCCGUCUCGCCAUGACCACCAAGCAGGGUCGCAACUACUACAAGGGAACCCGCACUGGUGCCAUGGGUAGACACACCAAGCACGGAAACUACAUCAUCGAAUACCGCAAGGUCCGCACUUAUGUUGUCCCUGCUGGCCUGGCCGACACCCGUUUGACUCCCUUUGUGGGAACCCACAUUCCUCCAAUCAAGUCGAGGUUUCAGGGAUACAAGGAUGGAUUCCGUGGUCAGUACUACUUGGACAGAUGGAAGGCCGAGAACGCCUUCGAGGAGUUUCCGGCUGCGGCGGCGAGUAAGGCUUAG